AUGUUCAACGGGCCCCACGACUACCUUGACUGUUACGUUGCUGGGAGGCCCAAGUUCUUGCCCAGCUCUUCCGCCACCAUCUACAAUCACCGUGAGCACUUGUCCUGGGACCACCCCGGUGGGUGGAGUUACCGGCUGCUCAAACUCGCCUCCCUUCACAAUUACGGUGACGACUGGAAGCCAAUGCCCACCAACCACGCCAGUUGGGCCAGGAAACGUUUGCUCGACAGUGCCGCCCUCUACCGUCACUUAGGUGGUGGAAUCUCAACAACCACCAUUGUUAACCCGGCCCGGACCAUUACCGAAAGCACCACCGUUAUUUCCACCAUUCCCGGUCCUGGCGAGACAACUACAGUCGUCUCUACCAUCCCAGGUCCAGUUCAGACAACGACUGUGGUAUCUACCGUUCAAGCUCCUGGCCAAACUACCACUGUUUUUUCCACGGUUCAAGCUUCCGGCCAAACCACCACGGUUGUGUCUACAGUUCGCGGCCCUGUUGAGAUCACGACUGUUGUUUCAACAGUUCAAGUUCCAGCUUCGACCACUACAGUCAUUUCGACUGUCCCAGGCCCUGUCCAGACACAAACCGUCACCACCACAGAGGUUGGGCCAGGACAGACGUCCACUUUCACACGUACUCUCACAGUGCCAAACGGCCCUCCAUCCACAGUGACGACCACAGUAUCCCAGCCUUGCGGCGCUGGGCAGACAGUCACCGUCACUGGACCAACGACGACUGAGAACUGUACGAACAUCGGUCCAGGCCAGACUGUUACAGUCGCCGGUCCCACUGUUACCACCGGACCUACCACCACGAUUACUACUACGGAGAGAUGCACCAACGUGGGACCAGGGGCUGCCUCAACCUGCGCCACCAUCACGAAGUGGUCGACAAUUGGAGGCGGAUAUGGUAGCGACUACUCAACUGACACUGCUGGCGCCGCUUCGACCUCAGGCUGGAGCAAAGAUGUCAAAGACGAAGAAUCGGAUGAGAUACUUCAGAAAAAAAAACCAUAA
Molecule: messenger RNA, 1017 nt
Organism: Cladophialophora bantiana CBS 173.52
Lineage: Eukaryota; Fungi; Ascomycota; Eurotiomycetes; Chaetothyriales; Herpotrichiellaceae
Exons: 5
Coding region: 1-1017 (338 amino acids)
Source: RefSeq, a predicted model, not a curated record